Aaosphaeria arxii CBS 175.79 is the source of this 433-nucleotide messenger RNA. RefSeq lists its product as uncharacterized. The record is from RefSeq and is a predicted model, not a curated record. Bases 44 to 292 code for a protein of 82 amino acids. NCBI's taxonomy places the organism in Eukaryota, Fungi, Ascomycota, Dothideomycetes, Pleosporales. The transcript has a single exon.
CUUUGGUGCGAGACAUGAAAGCACAUGGUACACGUUCUGCACAAUGUUAUUUCCCCUCAGACUCUUCCAGAGCAUUGUUCCUCUCUUGACCUAUUUCCUAUUACUGGAACACGCGCCCUUUGUUUGCUUUUUGGGCAAAAUAAGAAAUUCUUUGUGGAGCAGUCAUGGCUCACACAAAACAGUGUGUCGGCGCUACAGAAAAGCUUGUCGUGAAAUAUACGCAUCUCAGAGCAAUCAUCGAAUGACCCGACCCGCUCUGCGUACCGUGUCUCACAAACUGACGUGUAGAUGAAACAGGCGACUGGAUAUUCUAGGCCACAUACAAGAUCUCGGCAAUCUCAGAAGAUGGGAGACACAUCCCAGUGAUAUAAGCAAGACUGAGUCAAUCACCUGCACACUCAAAGAAUUCGUUGGAUGGUGUUGGUGAUGAAAG